Messenger RNA from Musa acuminata AAA Group (dessert banana), 2580 nucleotides. RefSeq names its product probable alpha,alpha-trehalose-phosphate synthase [UDP-forming] 7. The record is from RefSeq and is a predicted model, not a curated record. Gene Ontology annotation, biological process: trehalose biosynthetic process. Gene Ontology annotation, molecular function: trehalose-phosphatase activity. NCBI's taxonomy places the organism in Eukaryota, Viridiplantae, Streptophyta, Magnoliopsida, Zingiberales, Musaceae. The transcript is spliced from 3 exons. Gene Ontology annotation, cellular component: cytosol. The coding region runs from base 1 to 2580 and encodes 859 amino acids.
AUGGGGAACUCGGACUUGAGGAGGGAGGCGGCGGCGAAGUCCAAGCGGAUGACGGUGCAGCAGCUAAUGGAGCAGCUGAACGAAGAGGAACGAGCGUGGGAGACCAGCGAGGUGUCCGCUUCCGAGGAAGCAGAGGCGGAGGCGCCUCAACUCCAACGACCGGCGACCGACGUGGCCUCCCCUUCCGCUUCGCGAAGGCGGGUGAUCGUGGUGGUGCACCAGCUCCCAUUUCACGCGACUUCCGACCCCGACAUCCCUGGCCUGUGCAAAUUCGUACCGGAGGAGGACUGUCCCCUUCUCCACCUCGGAGAAGGCGUCCCCGCCGGCACCGAACUCGUCUUGGUCGGCACCCUCCCUGGCGCCGCCGACCUAUCUCAGGAGCUGCGCGACAGGCUCGCCCGGGGCAGCCACCUCCUCGGCUUCCUCAUCCUCCCCGUCUUCCUCCCGCCAAACACCGAUUCCAGGCUGUCCCGCCUCUGCAAGGUCUACCUCCACCAUGCCCUCCAUUCCGUGAUUCCCUACGGCGUGGGCGCCCCCAUCUACGACGAGUCCUCUUCUGCCGCCUGGGAUGAAGCCACUGCCAUCUUCGCCAACGCCGUCGAUGACGCCAUUCGCACCCACGACGACCUCGUCUGGUUGCACGACUACCAUCUCUUCCUCCUCCCCUCCCUCAUCCGCCACCGCCACCGCCACCCCAGCAUCCGCCUCGGCUUCUCCCUCCAUGCCCCCUUCCCGUCCAGGGACGUCUUCCUCUCGCUCCCCCCCGCCACCCAGAUCCUCAACUCACUUCUCUGCUGCGACCUCCUCGGAUUCCAUGCUCUCGAUCACGCCCGCCACUUCCUCUCGUGCUGCCGCCGCGCCCUCGGCCUCCACCACCGCCCCCGACGCUCUCCAUCCUCCCACGGCUUCCUCGGAGUCGACCACCUCGGGCGCACCAUCGGGAUCCACGUCCUAGCCCCCGGCAUCCACCUGCCCAGCACCGUCGCCCACGUUGCCGCCUUCUCCUCUCCCGAAGGCACUGACACGCUCGCCGAUCUCCGCUGCAAAUACCGCGACAUGACCGUCCUCCUCAGCAUCGACGAACCGGACGUCUUCAGGUCCAUCCACUUAAAGCUGCUUGCUUUUAACAUGGUGCUCCGGAAGCUCCAGGGAACCCGCUUCCAGGACCGCGUCGCCCUGAUCCAGAUGCUCAACUGCAGGGGGCGACCCUACGCGAGGGAAAACUCCGCCCUCCGCCAGAACCUCAAGGCUCACUGCGACACAAUCAACCGCGUUUUCGGUUCCGAACAUUUCAAGCCUGUCGAAAUGGUGGAGCAAGACGUUAUCAGACCAAGAGCGAAGGCCGCAUUCUACGUCAUCGCUGACUGCCUUUUGGACACCGCCAUAAGGGGCGGAGUGAAUCUGAUCCCCUACGAGUACGUCGUUUCCAGGCAGGUAGACCGUUCACGCCAUUCCUCCUGGAAGAAGAGCAGGGUGGUGUUGUCGGAGUUCACUGGGUCGUUGCAGGCCCUGAGCAGGGCGACCAAAGUCAACCCGUUGGACCCCCCAAAGACCGCCGAAGCACUGGUCGAAGUGAUCUCGAUGAGCGAGGAGGAGAAACAGGAGCAGCACGAGAAGCACUGCGCAGACAUCAGAAACUACGAUGUGGCUUACUGGUCCAGGAGCUUCAUCGAUGAUCUGAGGAGCCGUGAGGCGGCCCACUUCAACAACGGAGACGCUGUAUCCGAAGACGGCUUCACGGAGCUCCAAGAGCAAACGGUAACGUCGGCUUAUACGAAGGCCAGUAGGAGGGCAAUUUUCCUCGACUACGAUGGCACUCUGGAGUCCGAAUCUUCCGACGCGAAGGCACGAAAAGCGUGGGUUACGGACGUCCUGUCUUCCCUGUGUGCCGAUCCUAGAAAUGUGGUUUUCAUCGUCAGUGGAAGAACGAAGAAGGAUUUGGGGAGGUGGUUCGGGAAGUGCUGGGGUCUCGGCAUUGCCGCCGAACGUGGCUACUUCUCAAGGUGGGGAGGACAAGCCGAGUGGGAAUCUAUGGAGGAAGUCGUCAACCUCGAUUGGGUCGGUGUCGCGGGGCCACUGAUGAAACGGUACAUGGAGGCCACGAAGCAUCCGACGUUGGAGAUCAAACACAGUGCAAUCGUGUGGCGGUAUGAAGAGGUAGAUCCUGCACGGGCAAAGGAGAUGGUGGACCUUAUGAAGGAUUUGCUACUACACGAACCAGUAGUGAUCAAGAGUGGCCAUCGUAGCAUCGAAGUCCAUCCGCAGGGAAGCAACAAAGGCUCGGUGGUCAGGAAGGUCCUCUCGGCGAUGGCUGACGACCAGAAUCGAGCGGACUUUGUGCUGUUCAUCGGCGACGACUCCUCAGACCAGGACAUGUUCGAAUUUUUCGCCACGGAUAAGCACAAGGAUGUGGUUGCUCCCCGUGCCACCGUGAUCACUUGCACGGUUGCCAAUAAGGCCAGCAAAGCCAAGUAUUACCUGGAAAACAUGGACAGAGUCAAAAGUCUGCUCGUCUCCCUUGCUGAACGCGCAAGGUUGCUGUCGAGAUCUAAGCUGCUUACGGUAACCCAACAACAAUGA